AUGUCUUCCGAACACCCUCAACUUUCCGUCAAUGAGACAAACAAUACCAAGGACACUUCAGGUGCAGAGCUGCGAGCCUUCCUGUCUGAACAGAUUGCUCCUCUUUCCGAGUCAGAAUUCAAGCAAUUGACAGAAUUCUAUUCGAGUUGGAAGUACAACACUAUACCUACUUAUGAACCGGGCACAGAGGAAGACCUUGCUCAGCGCAAAGAAAAAUGGGUGGGGGGGACCCGUUGGGAUGGCCUGGACAUUGGGAGUCUUAGGUUGGGGGAAAGCCCAGAACUCAGACUACAAUCACUCAUGAAGAUCAUUGAAGAUGGGGUCAGUUCGGUCAAAGAAAAGUCGCAAAGACGCCCGAUGACCCACCAACUACCACACAAUGAUGAGGCAGUUGGAGGGAAGGAAACACUCAAUUCACAAGUGAACGCUGGCGAGAUUGAUGGAGGAGGAGACUACGAGAAUGACGUGGAUGAAGACGAGGAAGAUGAUUGGUCUUAUUCUGACAGUGAAAGUGAAAAGGAGGAUCUUGCUGACUAUCCGUAUGAACACCAAGAAGGCAGCCGUGAUGUUAGCCGAUAG
This is a messenger RNA of Tremella mesenterica DSM 1558, 579 nucleotides long. RefSeq lists its product as uncharacterized. The record is from RefSeq and is a predicted model, not a curated record. NCBI's taxonomy places the organism in Eukaryota, Fungi, Basidiomycota, Tremellomycetes, Tremellales, Tremellaceae. The transcript has a single exon. Bases 1 to 579 code for a protein of 192 amino acids.